Haliotis rufescens (red abalone) is the source of this 1745-nucleotide messenger RNA. RefSeq lists its product as uncharacterized. NCBI's taxonomy places the organism in Eukaryota, Metazoa, Mollusca, Gastropoda, Lepetellida, Haliotidae. The transcript has 8 exons. The record is from RefSeq and is a predicted model, not a curated record. Bases 30 to 944 code for a protein of 304 amino acids.
UACUAAUUUCUUUGCAUCAGGGAAUCAGCAUGGGCGUUAUUUGGAGCAUACCUCAAGACUUGGUAACCAGUGUCGGGAACUGGAUGUAUCCAGUUGAGUUGGAUAAAGAGGAAACCUAUUACUGGAACAGGAAUACUCAAAUUAAAUGGGAUAAAGAGGGAGCAGAUGAACUACUGAGAGAAAUAAAAGAGAGGUUAAGUCCAUUUAAAGAGAAGAAACAGACAUUAAAUAUUUUGGUAAUUGGACCAACAUCAUGUGGCAAAUCAUCACUUUGCAAUGGUUUCAAAACGACUCUUAACCAAAAGAAAGAAGUCGUCCAAUUUUUCCGAGUUGGAAGAAGAGAAGAUGAAAGUUAUACCAAGAAUUUUCAGUUUACAACCUUGGGAGAUUGCGUUACUCUGUAUGACAUGGCUGGAGUGUUUGAAUCCCGCCACAUCAAAACUGAAGACAUAUUGAGUAUUAUCCAAGGAAGGGUCAAAUUCACUGGAAAGAUUGAUGAUUUUAUGAAUCCCACACCGCCAGCCACUUCAGAAGCACAAAACAAUGUGUCAUGUCUGGUUCUUGUUUUGAAGCCAGGAAUGGAACUUCCUGUGCACUUAAAGAGAAUCAUUGAACAAAUUCAUAAGACUGCCGGUGAAGGAGAAUUAGGGUACCAUGUGAUACUCACCCAUCUGGAUGAAGUAGACCAUUGCUUCAAAGAUACACAGAAUUUGAACAAACUGUUUUCAUCACCGGUAGUACAGAAGAAGGUCGAGUAUAUUUCUAAACAAGUAGGAACACCACCGAAUACCAUCAGCUUUGUCCGCAACUAUUGCUAUGAAACACAAAGUGAUAUCAAUUCAGACGUCCUGUUUCUUCAUGCCUUCAAACAGAUUAUCAAUGCUGCAUGUGAACAGGAAGAGAAAAGGGCAGAAUUUGCAGCAGCUGCAGCUGCUCAAGACUGAGUGUUUUGUCACACUUUAUAUCUUUACUUUAUAUUUUUAGCUUCUGCUUUAAACCUAUGUGAAUGCUGCUUCCAUCUUAUUAAUUUUAUUGCAAACAUACCGCGGAAUGACUCCAUGAAUUUAAACCAAAGACUGCAGCCCUAUACUAAUUGUUCAGAUUAAGAAGAGGGUUUCAGGCCACUAGUCCCAUAUGGGAAAGGCGUCUGUUAACUCUGAAGCUUAAACCUGUAUUCUUGGUCAAAACACAUUUGAAUAUCCAUUAGUGAUGUGAAUUACUGAUAGUGUAAGUAGUGAGGCUAAAAGAUGUUAUAUUUCUGUCAUAUUGUGGGAAGUUCGGCAGGAUUUAUAUCAUCCCUGCAGUCACUGGCGAUAGAUUACCAGUUAAGCCUAAGAUUAAAAAUGACAAAAAUGCUACGUUUUAAAAGUCUGGUAUGCAUAAAAAUAAUUCGAAUGACGUGGAACAUACAUACCCUCUUAGGGGGACAACAUUUUUACGCUACUUCAACCCCCCUCGAGGGUACAGCCACUAACAAUCUAAGUUAUAUGUUAGCACUACCAAUAUAUAAAAACAUAUUAUGUACAUCCAAAUUUAUGUAUUAAAUCAAUUUCCUUUAAAAAGUGCAAUACUAAAUGAGAAUUAACUUGACUAAAAAGGUCCUUGACUGUUUUGACACUAUAAUAUUUAUCCCUUGUGAUGGAAAAAUCAAUGCAGUCAAGCAGGACAUGCUUGACCGUGAUUCUUUCAUCACAAGGGACACAAAACGGAGGAUCCUCACCUUUUAAUAAAUACUCAUGUGUAUA